Messenger RNA from Ictalurus furcatus (blue catfish), 3567 nucleotides. RefSeq names its product interphotoreceptor matrix proteoglycan 1b (gene impg1b). The record is from RefSeq and is a predicted model, not a curated record. The coding region runs from base 432 to 3368 and encodes 978 amino acids. Gene Ontology annotation, biological process: visual perception. NCBI's taxonomy places the organism in Eukaryota, Metazoa, Chordata, Actinopteri, Siluriformes, Ictaluridae. The transcript is spliced from 16 exons.
UGGCUAGGACUGAAAAUGCCUUGUUUAUAGAGUUUUGAGAAGGUGACAAAAAGGAUGAAGAUAGUCUGUCACAUGCAAGCCAGCAUAAUUAGGUGCAAGUGGGUGGUGCACAGAUAACCUCCAAACAAGAGUCUGUGUUUUUAACCUUCUCACUUCUUCUCAUCCAUCUUCCACACACAAAUGGCUACAUUCAAACACUCUUUUGUACAGCCUGUGCCAGGACAUACCCCACUGCUGCCCUCAAGGAUCAAAUCUUCACCCAGGAAUCUGCACUCAUCGAUCAACUUUCCUGCAGUAAACACCUUUCAUGGAAAAACCUUGACACAGUGUUUGUGGAAACAUUAAUUUUGCACUCAGUGGAUUUAAGAUAAGUCACUACAGCUCUCAUUUUUAAUAACUGGCUUUGACUUUAGAAGAAAAUAGAGACCUGCAUGAUGGUCUUGAAAAGAGGACUAUUCCUCACCUUGUUCUUGUUUACCCUCCAAGCCAACAGAAUCAAAGACCUCAGUAGGGACCAUUUACCAUGGAACAGAAAUGUCAAAUACAGGCAUUUCUACGAGGCCUCACAAGCUGCCAGGCGUCUGUCAGCUGUCCGAGAUUCACUUCUGAAUAAGCUUCGAGUGAAGAGAUCAGCACUAUUCAGUACAGGGGUCAUAGUAUGUCCUCAGGAGAACAUGGCAGAGGUCAUCGCCGGCCACAAAUCAUACUACAAACUGAGAGUCUGCCAGGAAGCUGUAUGGGAAGCCUACCAAAUUUUCCUGGACAGAGUACCUGACCCUACAGAGUUCCAACAGUGGGUACAUGCCUGCCAGACAGACUCAAUGUGUGUAGAGGACUUGGCCCAUAAUUUCAGCAGCACCCAGGAACACCUUGACAUGGUGGCCAGGAGAGUGAGCAUUCAAGAUAACCAAGAACCCACAUCUGUACCAGGCGAGAAAUGUUCGAAAACUCCUGAAGAGAAAGUUGCCAUGGAUUCAGAAAAGAGCCUGAUUUUUGAUUGUCUGAAGACCAAGGUCUCAGCUGUGGAGCACAUAAUAGACUUCAGUGUGACUGUGAAGGACACAGACUACAGUCAGAUACAAAGAGACCCUGACAACUUGCAGAAUCAGGACUCCCUCCACCGUCUUCAUGAGCAGAUGCUGCAAAUGUUCAACAAAUUUGCUGGGUUUAAGGAGAUUCGACUGCUGGGAAUUCAAACGAGCAGUCCAGGAAAUGUUGCAGUGCACUACGCCGUGGUGUUUGAGACAGAAGUAGACUCUACAGGAAUAGGGCCCUCAGAGACAGUUGGAGAAUCUGGCAUAGAAACAGCCCUGAAGGACAUGAUAUUAAAGGCCCUGAGGGAGGAUAAAUCCUUGCCUUUGGAUAUUCAUUCUCUCAGCUUUGAACCAACUACACAAAAUCAUUUAAAAGACCAACCAACGGACAAACCAAGACAUCUACCUGAGGUUAUUAGUAAGCAAGCAGCAGUGGCCAUCUCUGAGGAGACUACCGAGACAAUUAACAACUCGGAGGAAGAAGCGGCUCCUAAUAGAACUCAAGGGAGGGAAAAGGAGGCAAUAGAGAGCACAUUUCAUACACAGGAAACAUGUAAGCAUUUGCCUACUGUAACUACAUUGGUGACUAUUACAGAGCCAUCUCCACCUGAACCAAGUGGUGGCCCUAAGCUAAAGGAAGCUGAGGAACAAAAUCUAAUCACUAAUGCUGAAGGAUAUAAGAGGAACACUGCUUUGAAUUCCCCCUCAAAGGUGUCUGAAGUGGAACAGGCACUUGGAAAUGAAAUUGCUGCCAUGGCCAGUUCAUUGAACUUGAACGCCAUUAAAGCUGUAAGAGCAUCUACUUCAAAUCAGUAUACAGAGAGUUUAGUUGAUGUAUCAGAAGCUUCAUUUAAAGAAGAAAUAUCAGUUAUGCCAUACUUUGCUCCUACUGAGGUGCCUAAUGCAGAGGACACAGCAGGCGAUACCAGUGGGGCUAUGGAUGUUUUUUCUCAAACUCCUGAACCCAGCAGUUUUACAGGGAGCUCUGAGCUACCAAGUACAACUCAAUCCACAAAGUUAAUAAGGUUCUCUUUAGAACUCAGGACUGAAGGUACCAUUCAAACUGUACCUUCUGUAGACUCUUUGCCCUCAGCCUUACUUGGAAAUUUCUUUGAUAAGGAAGGACAGUCUCUCCAAACCCAUUCCUCUCAUCAGACUAAAGCAUGUGACAAUCAGGACAUUAUUAAAGGCUUGCCAUCUGAAACAGACAAUCCACAGACCUCAGUCCCCUCUCUAGACAAAGACGUUGGGGUGUUCUUUAGUUUACAGUUUACCAACAUGAUCUUUUCAGAGGACCUCUUAAAUAGGAGCUCACCUGGAUACAAGUUUCUGGAGAACACAUUCCUUGAACUAAGACAAUCUUCUGAAUCCAGUAACCUGCCAAACCGAGAGUCUUCCAGUAAACAAACUGAGAAGGAACAGCAGACAAUAACCUUAAUACCGUUGCUCCAAUUUCUGCAAUCCAAUCUGUCCGGAUUUAAGGAGCUACACAUCCUCAACUUCAGAAAUGGCAGUGUGGUAGUAAACAAGAAAAUGAAGUUAGCCAAGCCAGUGGUGGAUAAUAUCACCAAGGCUGGGCAAUGGACUCUUGAUGAUUUUAGUAAUGCUGCCUCAAAGAGAAUGGAUAGUGAAAUUGACAUUCAGUCAGUUGAUCAUGGUGAUCCAUGCAAGUACAUGGAUUGUAAUGAGUUUUCUCACUGUGUGGUGAACACACUGACCACUGAGGCUGAGUGUCUGUGUGAUACUGGCUACAGCACAGUGGAUGGUCUGCCCUGUCAGAGCAUCUGCAAUCUCCAACCCAACUAUUGUCUCAAUGGGGGAAUAUGUGAGAACAUACCAGGACAAGGAGCCAGCUGCAGAUGUCCUGCAGGUAAAUAUUGGUACUAUGAUGGAGAGCACUGCAGUGAGCUGGUGUCUGUGCCAGUCGACCAGUUCAUAUUUGUACUCUGUCUGAUGGGAAGUCUCACAGUGGUGUGUGCUGUGAUAGCCCUGUUAGUGUUCAUUAACAGGAAGUGUAUACGGACCAGGAAGACAGUGACACUAGUGCAUUCACACUCUCCUCUGUCUAUGGAGGGAAUUAUGAGAGUGAAUCCAGUCUUUGAGAAUGAUGAUGGUAUCUUGACUCAUGUGUCCAGCAUCAGCUCUCCCUCAGUCACUGACUCUGGCUCAUCUCAACCCUCUGACCAGGGCUCAUUUUACACAUUGGAAAACAUGCACCUUAGUAUUGAGAUUCCCAGGCAACUGUACACAACAAGAUCGGAAAAGUUAAUAUCAGAAAUAGUUGGUUUCCACCACUGCAUACCACAUGCCGAAGUAAGUUCCAAGUUUUCCUAAGUAAAUACACUUAUUCUCUGUUAUUCACAUAUAUAUACACAGUUGUGAAGAUCAAAAAGAGGGUUAGAACGUUGUUUCACAAGUCUGCUGCAGGAGAACUCUGUUCAUUAACAAACCAUUAAAUUGCAAAAUUUCAAAUACAUAUUUCAAUUUUUUUUAAGUGCUAUAGAAAAGGCAACUGUUCCCAUAGUUUAAAUGU